Podarcis lilfordi (Lilford's wall lizard) is the source of this 17806-nucleotide messenger RNA. The record is from the annotation of a GenBank genome assembly. Lineage: Eukaryota; Metazoa; Chordata; Lepidosauria; Squamata; Lacertidae.
AUGGUUGUCGCGGUGUUGAUUUCCGAGUAAGAGUGUUUAUUAUGCUUUCGCCCUCUUUAAUUCAAAUCUGAUUUAGGGGGCGCGGGUGGGGUGGGGGAUUGUUUGAGGAUGUAUUCAAGAAACUAGUCUAUGGUGCUUAUUGCGAUGGUAGUAAACCAUGUUCUUUAAAUAAACAUUGCUGCAGUUAGGGUUUAUCUCAAUUUUAGUUUCCUUUAAAAGCACAAAAAGUGUACGUCAUCACAUUUUAUUUAAAAAGUUAUGUGAGUAAAUUUAAAGUGGUAGCUUUGAUAACUAAAAUACUUAGUACAUCAAAAAGUAGUUUGUCCAAGGUCCCUAGAAGGUGAUCUUAAACUCCUAUAUCCCUAGAUAUAAGAGUUUAAGAUCACCUUCAGACGAAGCUACUGAACUGGAUGCAAGCAGACAGUUAUGGGAUUGCUUUAUUAGUCUUGCUUUAGUUCCAUUAGAUUGAAUAUAUUUGCAUACUCUGAGAAGGCUGAGUGGCUACUGAAGGGUAGGAGUAGGCAUUUCAGUAAAUAAACAAAACUGAAAUCUGUUUACGUGGGGAAAAAAUUGAUUGCAACAGGAUUCCCACAUGCAGGUUUUUUUGUAUAAAAAAUGUCAUACUGUAUUUCUUAAAUCUAGCAAGCUUAACAAUAGUUACGCUCAGAUGGUUCCGCUCCCAAUAUAUUCAAGAAAUUUGAUGGGUGGGUUGGAGAGCCACCUGUACUAGUCCUGCCUCCUGCUCUGAUUUGUCAGAUGGAUAUGCCAAGCCAUCUGCCCAAGAACCCUGUCUCAUGUGGGCUGAACAGAUAGAGGUGUUGUCUGAAUUCCCUAAAAUGAAAAGUAUAUGAAAAUGUAACACUCAGAAACUCGAGAGUUUCCAGUAACAGUUCAGUCAUCAAGAGAACAAGAAUGUUUUUGAAGGCAUGCUGAAUGUUAAUAAUGAAGGAAGCAGAUGCAUCUCAUCAGGGUGGACAUUCCAUUAGUGGGGAGCAACCCAUCCCCUUCUUAUCCGCUCCUAGGGUUGUCUGUUAAUAGUAAUAAUUAAAGGUGCUAGUACUAGCGCACAAAGCCUUAAAUGGCUUUGGACCAAAGUAUUUAAAGAAGCACCUCCUGCAAUAUCAACCAUUGUGGGCUUGACAAUGGCAGGUGGUGCCUUUGGUGGUGCCACCUUCUUGGCAUGGCCCAUGACAAGACUUUUUUCACACACAAGUCUAAACUACUUGCUUUUGUGAAGCUAAACCAGGCUUCCUCAACCUCAGCCCUCCAGAUGUUUUGAGACUACAGUUCCCAUCAUUCCUGACCACUAUACUACCCUGAACAUGCCUGAUCCUGAUAAGGAUCAUGGGAGUUGUAGGCCAAAAACAUCUGAAGGGCUGAGGUUGAGGAAGCCUGCGCAAAACAUCACCUGCAACUUUGCAAUGCAAUGCUAUUUGGAAGGGAAAUAAAAGCCAGCAAGCGUACAGGACAUGUAUUAGGCAAGACACACAUCAGACAUAACACCUUUGCUAAUGACUGUGAGCAACCAGAAUCUGAUACAAAUGAAUAACUUGCUUGGAUUUUGUGAAACAGAAAAAGUGGAACAAAUGAAAAUAAAAACCAGAAACCCAAGAGGCAACGAUUUAUGCUUUAAGAGAUAAAAACAUCUAUAUAUUUCCCUUCAUUUCUUGGUCUUCUUACUGCUUAAAAAUAAAGUCAAAGGAUAAACAACAAAAUCAAAAUUCCAUACAGUUGCUGCUGUACCAGAUUUUACAGUGGAAUAUUUCAUAUACUUGCAGAAAUAAUUUGCUUAAUAAAAGUUAUCCAUAGCUGGAACAAUUUGAAACUCCCCCCCCCUUUGAAUCAUAUGUACAUGAGCCACAUUCCUGUUCUCUACACACAAACACACGUACACGUAUGUGUGCAGUUCCUGCUCUUCCCCAAGUCUCCACCACACAAGUUACUAGUGUUUUUAUAAAUAUCCUGCAGGCCUAUAGGUGAGUAGUUGCUGAUGUUCACGUUAAAGGCAUAGAAGUGCCCAGUCUACAACUAUACUACCCUAAACAUGCCUGAUCUCUGAUAUCAGAACCUCAGCAGGGAGAAUGGCCUAUCUUGGAAAUUGUGGCCUAAAUUGUGAGAGAGUAGGAUUAUAUGGAACUAUAGGAUCUGCUGUGCAUUUUGUCCUUGCAAGUAUGCAAAGAUUCUGCUUUCAGAAAUAAGUUGUGUUGAUUUUAAUGUAGAAAUACUAUACUAGCAAUAAAGACAUGGAAGCCAGUGUGGUGUAAAUUACAGAGUCAGAUCUGGGUUCAAAUCCCUACUCAGCAAUGAAGCUCACCACUCCUCUCAGCCUCCUCUAACUCAUAAAAGGGACAACCUGGUAGACUAUUCUGAACUCUUUAAAGGAAAAAUGGGAUAAUAGAAAAAUAAUACUCUUUUAAAAGAUACCUCAUCGUUUUCUCUUUCAGGUUCAGGGUCCUCAGGAUAAAGGUUAACCUACCAUCAACAUUUUGUUCAGAUAUUAAGAAAAAAAUCCUUCAUUGUUCAUGGUACAGUCUUAAUAUUUCUUUUUUGCAUUUCCUUAAUUUUCUGCUUCAGUAAAUUAUUUUAGUCAUUAGGUAAUUGCCUAUACAGUCUUACCUUGGUUUUCGAACAACCUAGUUCUCGAACAUAUUUUCUCCUGAACAAUCAAAACCCGGAAGUGACUUUUCCAAUUUUUGAGGUUAUUUUGGAAGCCGAACGUUUAACAGGGCACCGUUUGGCUGUAGGAGCUUCCUGCAGCCAAUCAGAAGCACGCUUUGGAAGUCGAACACUUUGAAGUCAAUUGGACUUCCAGAAUGGAUUCCGUUCGACUUCCAAGGUAUGACCGUACAAGUUUGCCAGUGAAAUGAUGGGGCAUAUUUGGGAAGAGUCAAGAGAAGGGAGGACCAUUUCCUCUUUGCCUCUCCUCUCCCUCACUUCAUACCUUUUGUCUUCCUCUCCCGUUCUCAGCACUUUCUACUCCUCCUGCUUCAGCUCUUGCCCUUCAAACUCAGAUUUGUUGUUGCUGCCUUCCAAACAUAGUUGGAAGGAAGGAUUUAUAUGUUUGGCCGCACUGCUGAGCAUUGUGUUGGGAUGCAACCUUUCAUUAUCCCAGAUGAUGUUCAAUCUAGACCAGUGGACAACUUGCAGGCAAGCCGGAAAUCCUAAAGUAUUUAUGACUGUGGUCCACAGUUCACUUGCCCACUUUCUUAGAGAAGAAUGGCACCUGUGAUGCUUAUACAAUAAUAGGUAGAUCAGCUUUGUGUCUACAGUGGUACCUCAGGUUAAGUACUUAAUUCGUUCUGGAGGUCCGUUCUUAACCUGAAGCUGUUAUUAACCUGAAGCACCACUAGCUAAUGGCGCCUCCUGCUGCUGCCGUGCCGCUGGAGCACGAUUUCUGUUCUCAUCCUGAAGCAAAGUUCUUAACCCGAGGUACUAUUUCUGGGUUGGUGGAGUCUGUAACCUGAAGCAUAUGUAACGUAAAGCGUAUGUAACCCGAGGUACCACUGUAUUGAGAUUUUUAAAGGUUAUUAAUUGCUUGAAAUGUUGUUGAGCAAAUCUGAGUUAUAAAGUUCAGAUCUAAUACUACAUUUCUCAAAAUGUCUUUUGUUUUGUCAGAGUAGCUUACAAAUAAAUAUUUUCAUAAUUUUUCUGCAGGAGUUUUUCCUCAGUAUGUCUGAAACCAUUAAAUAUAAUGACGACGAUCACAAAACUGUAUUUCUGAAAACAUUAAAUGAGCAGCGAUUGGAAGGAGAAUUUUGUGACAUCGCUAUUGUUGUUGAAGACGUGAAAUUCAGGGCCCACAGGUGUGUGCUUGCUGCUUGUAGUACCUAUUUUAAAAAGCUUUUCAAAAAACUGGAAGUUGACAGCUCAUCAGUAAUAGAGAUUGAUUUCCUUCGGUCAGAUAUAUUUGAGGAAGUGCUAAAUUAUAUGUACACAGCCAAGAUUUCAGUUAAAAAAGAAGACGUUAAUUUAAUGAUGUCGUCUGGUCAGAUUCUUGGGAUUAGAUUUUUGGACAAACUCUGUUCUCAGAAACGUGAUGUUUCUAGUCCGGAAGAUAAUUCGCAAUCAAAAAAUAAGUACUGUCUUAAAAUAAACAGAUCAAUGGGUGAAUCCAAUGAUAAUCAAGACGAUGAGGUUGAAGAAAUUGGAGAUCAUGAUGAUAGCCCAUCAGAUAUGACAAUGGAAGGAACCCCUCCCAGUCAAGAAGAUGGCAAGUCACCAACUGCAACUCUGAGAGUUCAGGAAGCAAUUCUGAAAGAGCUGGGCAGUGAAGAGGUUCGAAAAGUGAACUGCUACGGUCAGGAAGUAGAGUCCAUAGACACUGCCGAAACAAAAGAACUAGGAUCUCAAACUCCUCAAGCUCUAGCAUUCAACGAUGGCAUCAGUGAAGUCAAGGAUGAACAGACGCCAGCAUGGACAACAGCAGCUGGCGACAUGAAAUUUGAAUAUUUGCUUUAUGGUCACAGAGAGCAGAUUGCAUGUCAGGCAUGUGGCAAAACAUUUUCAGACGAAGCACGAUUGAGAAAACAUGAAAAACUUCAUACUGCGGAUAGACCCUUUGUUUGUGAAAUGUGCACUAAAGGCUUUACCACCCAAGCCCAUUUGAAAGAGCAUCUAAAGAUCCACACAGGCUAUAAGCCAUAUAGCUGUGAAGUAUGUGGGAAGUCUUUCAUUCGUGCUCCAGACCUAAAGAAGCACGAGAGGGUUCACAGUAACGAACGGCCGUUUGCCUGCCACAUGUGCGACAAAGCUUUCAAGCACAAGUCUCACCUGAAAGACCACGAAAGAAGACACAGAGGGGAAAAGCCUUUUGUCUGUGGUUCUUGUACUAAAGCAUUUGCCAAAGCAUCUGAUUUAAAGAGACAUGAAAACAAUAUGCACAGCGAAAGGAAACAAGUAACCACAACCAGUGCUCUCCAAAGUGAAACAGAACAAUUACAGGCAGCAGCUAUGGCUGCAGAGGCAGAACAACAGCUGGAAACUAUAGCUUGUAGUUAAAAGCAGAAGAAUCCACAAGUUGAAAAAUGUUUGGUCUGAUAACUCACCAUUGGAAAAAGUAUUUUUAAAGGGAUUUUGAGAGUAGAAAUAUAGUUUGAAAUUUGCAGCAAAGAACUACCCUAUCAGUGACGUUAAACAUGGGAGAAGGCUUUGAUUUAGGCAACGGUCCAGGCAUAAAUAAAAAACAGAGUCAGACUCUAGCCAGUAUUUUACUCCUCUUAAAACUCUGGGUUUCAUUGCAUGUCUAGUAAACUCUACGCAUGUGGAAUGGAAGGCCUUACACUCCAGUGCACAGGGAAAUUACACUAAAAUAUGUCAAUUUAAACUAUUUAUGUUCCAUUGAUUUCAGUUGCUUUGGCAUCCCAAUCAUAAGUAUGCUUCCUGUGAUCAAGGGAAUCUCUAAAUACCUUAGAGAUUGUCCAUUCAGGAUGGUGACAAGUGACAGGAAAAGCUGCUGAACCAACCAAAAUGUAUGCCCAUUAGGGCUUCACUGGAUUGCAGCUGUUAAUGUGGAAGUAAGCCUCAUGGAUUUCAGUGGAAAUUUGUUCCAUGUAAGUAUGUCACUCCAAGUCUUUUAGUUCCAAGGGCCUGAAGAUUGGGCUAUUAAUGAGUAUUUGAACAGUUUAAAUAAAUAAUGUCUGGUACAACAGUUUUUUUUACUUUGAAAUUAUGAAUUACAAUGAAUGCAAAAAAUCAUUUUAAAAUAAGAAAUGUAUUGUUGUCCCUCUAACCAAAACUCAUGAAGGUAUGACUUUAGUCUUUAUAUAAUAGCUCUUUGCAGUUGUCUGUUAAUCCACUGUGAUGGUCACUACAAGUUUUUAAUGUAGCUGUGUGGGCAUCUGAACACUGGGAAUUAUCUUGUUUCUUCAGCUGGUGAGUUGGUGUAUCCCAAGGUCAUUAGAACCACUCUCUGUCUUGCAGAUGUUUUUCCUCCCUGGCCCGCCUUACCUAUGUGCCUGCAUUUUGCUUUGCUAUUCCUGUCUUCAGCUCAAGACAAAAAUAACAGUUGUCUUUGUCUUAUUUUAGGAGGCUUUGUCUUAUUCUGUUAGGGAGCCUAGCCCUAAGAAAAUGGAAAUGGCAGGGAACAGCUGUUGCACUGCUGCUUACAGUUGGAAAGGUGCAAAUACCACUUGACAAACUCAGGUUCCUUUACCGGGGUUUUCUGGUCUCCAUGCCAUUGUCCAAGAAUGCACAGAUCCAUCAUCAUGCUCUUCCAUCAGCAUGAUUUAUUCCAGUGCAGAGUUAAAAGGAGCCAAGGCAUAUUGUUACAGGGAAGAAAAGAAGUAGAGAAAAGCAGUAGAGGAAGGCAGUGUCACUCUGCUACAGUCAGCUGUAGUAAAUCCUUGCUUUCUUUCAAGGUUUUUUUACUGUUCUUAAAUGAUUGAUAAUUAGGUAUAGCUUGAAGAUCUGAAGCAAAUGGUUCAGAACAUCAGGCAGUUGGGUUGAAGCUUACUAUAGGAUAGCUUUAAAGACUCUACAACCUAGUUUUCAGUAGACUAUGCCUCUUCACACUGGGUUGCAGUUCACAAUGAUGCUCUUCUACACAAAUUGCUUCAGUGGAAAAUUAGACACCAAGAAGAAAGAUUAUAGCCUAGUCUUCUCCAGAAGAUUGUAGUUUUCCUUAUGGGGAGCAUUCAUUUGAGCUUGACUUGCAGUCUGUAAAGUGUAUAGCCCAACACUUUGGUAAGAACUAGGCCUACUUGAGCAGCCUUUUCAUGAAACUUGGAGGAACUGGGAUGAUGGGAAUGUGAUUAGGAAAGGAUAGAGAUAAUGACAACACGUAUCAAUAUUCCUUAAGGGAUUUAGAGUUACACAGCUGCAUUUUGUUAUGAUUUCAUACCAUAUUCCCUGCUCAGUAACUAAGCAUUCCACUAGUCUUGCAGUGCAAUCCUAUGUGUGUUUACUCCGAAAAUCCACUGAAUUCAGUGGAGAUCACCCGUAGCUAGUGUGUAUAGAUUUGUAGCCUUUGGCUGCGUUACAGUUAGCUGUGAUAUUUAGUGUUUGAGAUUUACAUCCCAAUCCUAAGCAUUUCUGUUUGGAAAGCAAUCUAAGUUCAGCUAGGCUUAAUGUUUAGUUAGGCUUAUUUGCUAUGAAGUGUGCUUCGGUUUGCAGCUUAGUGUCAGAGCUUAGGUUCAGUUACGCCGCUUUAAAAAAUCAUCAGCUUUUUGGAACAGGUCCUGUCUAUCUCUUCCAGAGAUGUCUAGCGCGAGAUGCUUUCAGGGAAUUGAUAGGAAAUGUAUGAUCUUGGGAUCAUUUUGAGUAGAAAAAAAUUUUAAGCUUGUGAAGUGAUUUCAAUACUUCCUUAGCCUGCCUGCCCUGAAUUAAUGAACCAGUUUUAUUUGAAAUACAAACUUACCAUUCAGAUAUGCUUUAAGAUGUCUCAGUGAUUACAAUUGCAUUUGUAAUGAACUGUAGGAUGGGAUUUCCAUGCAGUAAGAGAAGGCUGAAGUCCGUUCAAGUCUUUAAAGAAAUUUCCCCACACAUUUUUAACAUACUUCUAUUAUCAAGGUUAAAUUUUAAUUAACAUUGGACAAAAAAAUGUUUAUAACAUUGGGUUAGAAUUAGUUAUUAGAAUAUGUAUUUAUAAAUUAUUGUGUGUCAAAUCACCUAUUGCAUUUCUAAAUAGUAAUUAAGACUAACAUUUUUAAGUAUUAGAAUAAAAUUGCAUCUAACUGUUGAUCUUUGUUACAAUGUUGUGAAUCAUUCAAUGAAUAGACAAGUUUAAGUUAAAUUUAAAAUGCCAACCGUUUGAAAAUUGUCUUGUAAAUAAAACACAAAUAUUUUAGAAUACAUAAUGUAAUGUGUCUAUACAUUUUACAGCAUUCUUAUUUUAUUUUACUUUUCGAUAUAUUGGUUUUAGAAUGUCUGAUAUGCAACUUCAGUGAAUUUAUAUAACCUAAAACCAAUUUGCUUAUAAGAUUCUUGGUUUAUAAGUCAGAGAGAGAUGACUAUAAGGAUCCAAUUUAUGUGCUUAACAAGUAGUGAACGAUGACUGGAGCACCUGCCUUAGUAUUUGAAAUGAAUUACUGUGGGUGACAUAAACAGAUUAACAUGACUUUAGUACUGAAACUAUCAUGCAUAUUGUUAAGUAACACACUCACUAGACAUGUACCCGCCAACAAUUUGCCAGCUAUGCCUCAUAAUUAUAUAACAAAAUGCAAAUAAAUAGCAUAAUAUCUUACCAUAUAAUAGAACUGUAAAGCUCUCUUCACACAGCAGUUGUCUGGCUGCCAGUAGACAUUCAUGGCAACUCCAGUAUGACACCAGCAGGCAGGCAAGCUGUGCAGGUUGCAGGCAUCACAGGCAAGCCCUUUAAGAGGAGUGGGAGGUGCUUGGCAAACUUCUGAAGCACCCUACUCUGUUAAACAUCACUGGAGCAGUGUUGAACGGCAGGGAUUGCUUCAGAGAGCAGUCUGCUCAACCCUUCUCUAAGGUCCCUCGCAUGCUCCUAAAGGGGAUGAUGGGGUAUUUUGGGGUGAGCUGUAAGGAGGGGUGGAGGUUUGAGCGAGCUGUGAGGGGAUAAGCAAGGCAAGGGGAUGGGUGAAAUGUAAAAUGUCUUCGGUUAUGUGUAAAGGGAGGAAGGGUUGGCCAGGUGAAGGGGUGUUAAUGGCUAGGCAGGUGUGCUGGUCCCGAGGGUUAACCAUGCAGCGAGGUCCAAGUCCAGUCCGAGGUCGAGGGUGCGGUAUGGAGGCUGUCCAUCAAAACUGAAGCGGGGUCCAAGGCAAGGAGUCGGGUGAGGUCAGGAACUCUGGCAGGAGAGCAGGACAGGGUGCAGGCAGGAACAGGCUACCAACAGUGUUGCUCCCGCAACCUGGGACUGGGGCUGGCUGGCUUUUAUCUGCCCCGAGGCAUAGGGCGGCCCCGGUCCAGAGGUGACUCCCCUCUCCUGGCCUGGAGGCAAGCACUCCUCCUGUGGGAACUUCGUUCCCUCCGCCUCUCUUCCCUGAGCCUCUGCAACUCAGGAGAGGCUGGAGGGUUACCGGACCCAGAGGCAACCUCAUCUUCCCCUGACGGGGCUGAGAGUGGAGCACCUGCAGGCAAUGGGUCCUCCAUCACCUCAGGAGCCAGAGCAGACUCAGCUGGUGCCUGCACCUGAGGAUCCAGCACAGGUGAGGACCCUUCAGGCUCAAGCGCCAGCCCUGGCUCAGCUGGUUCUGGAGGCAGGGACUCCUGUGCAGGCUGGGAUUCCUCAGGUUCAGCCUCUGAGUCCAAAUCCCAGGCCAUCACACCGGGGUUGGGAAGCAGGUAGCAGCCCCUUGUAUGCAUGUAUUUGUAGAAAGACUAAGAAUGAUAUACAUACAAUCCAACGUGUACAUUUCUGUUAAAAGCAUGUCUCCUUUUAAACAUGCUAAUGCAAGCAUGAGAUCUACUAGUAUUCAUAUUUAUUUGUUCAAAAUGCCAGGAGACAUUCUAGCUUCAGGAUUUUGAGAAUGUUUAGCCUCAAUACGAUAAUGACUUAUGUCACAUUUCCCACUGAUACACUAUAAUUAUUACAGUUUUGAUUGCUUUCUCAUGGACCAUUCAGUAUUUGGCCAUGGCUAUAUUUCCACCACAGUAGCGAUUUAUAGGUUAUUAAGAUUUGUAGGUUGUUACACCCAGAAGCUUGUUGAUUUCAGUAUUAAUGCAGAUGCUUAAAAGGUGGCGACAUUUCUAGAGGCUCAUGUUCUGGAAAAGAAAUGAAAGGUUUGAGGUGGAAAAGGCACAGUGGGGAAGAACAGAAGACAGGAAAACAAUUAUGUUCACGUUUUGUGAAGCAGGCUGGCCCUUGGUUUUUUCUAUCCAUCCUUCUGGUGUUCAGAAACUGAGUAAGCAUUUAUUGACGAGGUAAGUGGUAAGAAAAAAAAAUACCUGACUGAUGAUAAAAGGAGCAGGAUAAGUUUUUUUAAAAAAUAAAAAGUGGUAAAGUGGCACACUGCAACGCAGUAAAUUCAAUUCUUAGUAUAGUUGAGUACAUUUUGAUUGGACUGGUCUUUGAGCAAGUGUUCUCAUCUCUGUGAUGUAAACACCAUUCCUAACCCUGCCUUCUCCUUUCCUGAAUAAAAAUGUAUGCCCUUAAUGGCUAGAAAUGUGAUUUUAAAAGAAACGGACUGACUCUCAGGCUGCAGAAGUUAGUGUUAAGGUAACCAGCCUGAGAUGGCAUGGAAAAAACCAGAUCAUACACCUUCUGGAAUUUUUGGCCACAUAAGCAAAUUCAGUUGAAAGUCAAAUGACAGUUGUGCCACUGUUGUGACCUCUUCGUUACCCACACAUGCCUUGUUCGUUAUCUUUUGUACACUUUGGCAAGAGAAAUACAAGUAAGCCAUAACUGAGACAUGCUCUCACACACAAAACCCUUCAAGGAGUACUUUGUUUAAAACAUCAAGAUCAACAACAAAAUGCUUUGUAGACAUUUGUGGCAGGAAGCCCAGUUGGGAGGUGGUUGGGAGUUUUGGAUGACAAAAGUGUUCUAAAGGAGAAGAAGAAGAUUGCAGAGAAACAAUGAAAUAUUUGUCUUCAAAAUGGGAGCAGUAGUGCAGAUCCCUGUGUCUGGAUUAAUUUUUUGAAGAAUAGGAAUUGAGGUAGAUAGCGACAAAGAGAUUAAAUGUCGGAGGCAGUAUGCCUCUGGAUACCAAUUGCUGAGAUUCACAAGUAGGGACGGUGCUGCUUUGCAGUGUUCUGUUUGUUCUCAGAAGCAUCUGAUUGGCCACUGAGAACAUGAUGAUGAGCUAGAUGGGCCUUUGACCUGAGCCAAUAGGGCUCGUCUUACAUUCUUAGACAUUUGUGCUAUCAUUUAGGGAGUCCAGGUGGCAUUAUUUUAAUUUAUUAGAUUUUAAUAUCUUGAAUGUAACCCUGAAUCAUUGGGAUGGGACAAAAUAUGGUAGUUUCCUUGCUGGUCAUUGGACCAGCUUCAAUUAUUUAUUGCAGUCAUUGGAUGACAUUGGAUCUGUUUAUAUAUAUUUAUAAAAGUAUGCAACUUUGCCAUAACCUAAUGUUAGAUGUCAUUCAUAACGGAGUCUAUUUCAGUGAACAUUGAUCUGGUACCAGAAAUCCUAGCAUGAACACAACUUAGAACACCUAUUAGUUCUGAAAAUAAAUAUCAUUUCUAUAAAUAAACAGUAUAUUGAAUCCCUUGGCCUUCUUAUUUUGCGAUUUUUGUCCUUCAGGAAAGAGGCUGUGACUUUAACAAACAAAUGAAGCCUUUCCUCUCAGAAUAUUUGGAACAACCCACAUAAACUUUGUUUUAUUUUUUGCAUCACAGCAAAUUGGGCAUCAUAAUCAGAAAUUAUACAACAGGAUAUGCUUACCAAAAGCUGCAUUUUGAGGGCCAAGAAGUGUUGAAGGAGUUGAAGGAGAACUCAGGGGCCCAAUAGUUCAGGCACAAUGGUGAGCAGGGAUGGCCCAUUUUGGCACUUGAGGUGCACUCCCCAAAGCCCCCCCCCCCAACCAGGGAAGAAAGGAUGAGGGACGAUCUACACCAAGAACAGCCUGGGGUGGGGGUGGGGAGAGAAGGAUUGACAGCAGGCUACUGCCUCAGCCAGUCUCACAUCAUCUUGCCUCAUGGGUGGGUCGGCCUUAAUGGUGAGAAUGAAGUUAAAGAUCAUGAUGAAGGUGAACAGUUAGACGCCAAAACUAGAAGAUACCAAACUGGCCUGUGGACCGCCAGUGCCACACGAACUUCAUUCAGGCUGGAAAAGCAGAAAGAGCCUUGGCUUAUAUUUCUACUUGAAUCCAAGGCUAUGACUAUGGGAGAAGCAGAACCUUCUUGGGGUGUUAAUCCUGUGAACCCUUUCAUCAUAGGUUCAGGUUGUAUAUAUCUGUAAAUUAACCACAUAUCAUAAAGACACCACAGUCUCCGCUGUGUAAGUGCCUUAUCUUGAGUGAGUACUCAGAACUCCUGGAAUGUUGCACUGCUUGAAGAUUGGGGUGGCAUGCAACACUGUGUGUUAAGCAGAAAUCAACCAUGGCACUCGCUUGCUCGCUCUCCCUUUGGAGCCUGCAGCUUUUUCCUCUACAUCACAACACAGCAAACUCUGCCCUCAAGACUCAGGCUUUGUCUAAGAGCUGGAGGAUGCCCCCCAGCCAUAUGUCAUCUGGCACAGAGUCCCCUCUCCUUUGCUCUCUUAAUGGCUCAUCACCCAGGCAGAACCCAGGAGGCUAGCCUGGCUUGAUUAGCUUUUAUUGAAUCCAGGAAUUUAGAGGGGUCUGGCACCCCCAAGCCCAUAACAGUAUAUUUGUUUUUCCUGUAUGCCGAAAGUGGCAUAUGCAAUAACCAGCUCAAGUGAUGAGACGUUUUCAGAAGUCACUCUUGCUUCUGUUAAGUCGUGAUCAUCUGGCAAUACUAAGACUACACUGGGAUAAAAAGAUACCAGCGAAAAUAUUUUCUGCAUCGUAUUCCCACCCGCCAGCUCCAGUGUCAAGCGGCUGUUUUCUGUUCUCUUGAAGCUGCCUACAGUGGACGGACCCAGGAAAGAUCUACAGCUAAUUACGAUAUUUUAUUUUAUUUUUUGCGGUGGUGGACCUGCAUGAGAUGCUAAGCUGCAACGUCCCGAAAACUCCACAGAGCCUGCUUAACAAGGGGCUUUUAAGCUUACCCUUGCAAAAUACCCCGUAAAUGUCAGGCUUGCUGCAUCCAGCGCUGAGGUUGACAAGAAGAGUUAAUUAGGAGCAAUUAGUUUAUCCUCCUGCCGAGAGCCUCUGCGCUUCCCUUUCCCCCUCCCCUGCUGCUGCUGCUGCUGCUGCAGAGUCCAGCAUUGCUGUGCGUACAGCAGACGAAGGAAUGAGAUAUGAGCUGAGUCCCGGUCUCUCUUUCCCCCUCCCCUCUCCUCCUCUUCUUCCUCCUCCUUUCCAGAGCGGUGCAUUGUGGAGGUAAUCGCCGAGGAAGCACCGCGCCGUUGACUCCGCUGUCCUACUCUGGGAGCUGUCCAAGGUGCUACUUCUCCUGGGAGUCCUUGCGCAGCGCACGCUCUGGUGCUUCUCGCUCGACCGGCUCCCGCCUUUCCCCCCUUCUAUCCACGUCCUCUCAGUAUACUGUUCCCUUGGCAGGAAGAGACCAUGGUGUUUGCUCCAGGUAACGUAUUUACUUCAUCUCUCUCUCUCUCUCUCUCUCUCUCUCUCUCUCUCUCUCUCACACACACACACACACACACACACACUCAUUCACUCCCUUAGAUCGUUGCACGGUGGGCCUUUUCUGCUCUCCUUGAGAAGCAGGGGCGGAGCUCUUCCUCAAACAUACGUACGUACAUGCCUGCAUGCGUGCCUGCACACAUACACACGCGCGCACCUCCACCCAAAUGCAGAUCGGGACUGUUGAUAUGCUGUCCCGACAGGCAUGCGGGCAGAAACGCCGCAGAGGACCAUCCGGAGCUAUUGUUGAGUCAGUUUUGUUUGGGACCAGAUGAAAUAAAGUUAUUCUUCUUCGUCCCAACAGCUCUGGGCCAAAGAAAACUGCGGGGAAGCAUACGGGAGGGGUCUGAGUUAGUGGGAGGCUGAUAAAUGGAAAGACUGUUCUUCAGCAGGAAAACAGGGCUGUGCCUGUGUGUAAAAAAGUGUUUACUAGCUGUUUGUCCUUAUAGGUGUCUUUCUCUCCCUUUCUCUGAAUCAUAAGGUCACAUGGUGGUUAGACAUAAGGAAUUCUUUCCCUAGUUUGAAAGUUUCUCCAAAUCAUGUUUGUUUGUUUGUUUGUUUGUUUGUUUGUUUGUUUAGUUAUUUAGAGAGAGGAGAAAAAUUAUCUCUAGCAAAAGCUGGUUCUAAAUUCACCUUAAAAAAUAAUAAUCCCCAAGCAGAUCUUGUUAUUCAUUCUCAUUUAUUUAUUUACUGCAUUAUCUCCCACUUCUGCACUUAAGCAGGAAGAACCAGAUGCACAAAUAUAGGAUGGGGGACACCUGGCUUACUAGCAGUACAUGUGAAAAGGAUCAUGGGGUCUUGGUGGACCACAAGCUUAACAUGAGUCAACAGUGUGAUACAGCAUCAAAAAAACCCUAAUUCUAUCCUAGGCUGCAUCAACAGAAGUAUAGUGUCCAGAUCAAGGGAAGUAAUAGUACCACUCUAUUCUGCCUUAGUCAGACCACACUUGGAAUACUGUGCCCAAUUCUGGGCACCACAAUUUAAGAUGAAUGUUGACAAGCUGGAACAUGUGCAGAAGAGGACAACCAAGAUGAUCAAGAGUCUGGCAGCUAAGCCUCAUGAGGAGCGUUUGAAGGAGCUGGGUAUGUUUAGCCUGGAAAAGAGGAGAUAUGAUAGCCAUGUUCAAAUAUUUUAAGGGCUGUCACAUGGAGGAGGAAGCAGGCUUGUUUCUUCCUGCUCUGGAGGGUAGGACUCAACUCAAUGGCUUCAAGUUGCAAGAAAGGAGAUUCUGAAUAACCAUUCGGAAAAACUUUCUGACAGUAAGAGCUGUUUAGCAGUGCAACAUACUCCCACGAAAGGUGGUGGACUCUCCUUCCUUGGAGAUUUUCAAGCAGAGGUUGGAUGGCCAUCUGUCAUGAUGCUUUAGCUGAUAUUCCCGCAUUGCAGGGGUUGGACUAGAUGACCGUUGGGUUCCCUUCCAACUCUAUGAUUCUAUGAUUCCUUCCAAACAGCUCAAAGUAGCAUUCUUGGGCUGCAGUCCGAACUCCAUUUACUUGGGAGAAAUUUCAGCUGAACUCUGCGGACUUACUUUUGAGUAGACAUAAUUAGGAUUGCACUGUUAGGGAACCCCCCAUUUUCUCUUCACAGAAAUGUUGUUGUUGUUUAGUCGUUUACUCGUUUAGUCAUGUCCAACUCUUCAUGACCCCAUAGACCAGAGCACGCCAGGCACUUCUGUCUUCCACUGCCUCCCACAGUUUGGUCAAACUCAUGCUGGUAGCUUCGAGAACACUGUCCAACCAUCUCGUCCUCUGUCUUCCCCUUCUCCUUGUGCCCUCAAUCUUUCCCAACAUCAGGGUCUUUUAAUUACUGGUCCCAAGGUCCUCAAGGAGCUUCAUGGCUGCAUGGGGAUUUGACUCAGCUCUUUCCCAGCCUGGUAUUCUAACCACUACAGCUCACAGCUUGAAAUCCUAUACACAUUCUUCUAGGUGUAAGUCUCAUUAAACACAACGAGACUUACUUCUGAGUAGAUAUGCAUAAAAUUGUGCUGCUAUGGUCCAGUCUGAAUUCCUAUGUUCUCUUCCCUCUGUCCACAGUCCUCAAGUCACUAAUUCUGGAGUUAAGCCCAUUAGGGUGCGAAAUCGAUUUUGAAGAAUGUAGUUUAAGGAACAAUAAGAUAAUUGCAAACAGGAUUAUUAAAAGGUCUGUUUUAAUCAAGAAACUCCUAUGUUUUCAACAACAUGGUUACUCAGGUGUAAAUGUGACUGAAUUCAAUGGGACUUACUCUCAAGUAAGUGUGUUUAGGAUUGAAGAUUUAUUCUUGCUCUCUGGGUGAAGAUUUCUUUGGCAGGAGAAUCACUAUUCAUUGAAAUAAAUUCUGAUUUGUUUACUUGGGUACUUAAGAUUUUUAUAAAUUGCCCUUCCUUAAAAGGAGCUUUGGGUAAUGUACGACAAACAAAUAAACUUUAUAACAAAAUAGUAAAACAUUAAAAAGAAAUAUUAAUAACUCAUUAAAAUUCAUUAACAUGUAGAGCAGAUUUAGGCCUAUAAGCUUCAACCAGGUAAUAUCUAUUCUCUUUCGGAGCUGUGCGGCAAUAUCCAGAUUAAGUAAAAUUAAGUUCGAACUGAAAUCAAUGGGGCAAGUUAGUCUUGGUGUAAGUCACAUUGAUUUCUUGAAAACCACUGUGAUAUAUGUUAUAUAAUAACCAAUUUCAGGUAAGUAAUUAGCACUCAUGCCCUACAAAGGUACAAGCUUACACAGCGUUUUGCAUGAGAAAUCAUUUAGUGAAAUAAUUUAUUAUUAGUAUAGAUAUAGAUAUAUUUGAUCCCUCAGCCCCAGUCAUCUAUGUAUAAAAUGACACGUUGUGCAAACAAAAACCAGUGCCACAACCACAAGUCAUUUUUUCAACUUUUUGGAUUUUCCUCAGACAUUUAUUAUUUUUUAAAAAGACUGCAGCCUAGGCCACAAUUGCUGCAUGUGCUACAAGAAUUCAAAGAAUGAGAUCCAUAAGGGAAUUCUAUUUAAAUGAAUGGGACUUACUUCCAAAUAAUGUAUUGGGACUAAAGUGAAACACCAACAAAAAGAGAUCAGUUUCUGACAAGUUAAAAUGUGUUUGUUUUUUUAAUUGCCCAGUGUGCUGAUUAUUUCCAAGACACAUUGGUAGACAUUUUUACCUGGGACAACUUUAUUUAACCCAACUAUCCUUUGCUGCCAGCAGCACCCUCCAGAGUCACUACACCUCUUCUAAUUACCCUUUAUCUAAGAGCACAGAUGGCCCACAUCAUUAUUCACAGCCUGUUUUUGAGGCAAACACAUGAGGCUGGAGAACAGCAGCCAGAGAUUAUAAUUACAAUAAAGACAACAACACUAUUUCCAGUGGCUGAUAAGUUGAUAAUAAAUGUGCCAUUUGUGAGUAUUGUGUCAGAAGGAACAGGCUCUCCACACUCACAGGCCAAUGUUUGCUUAAUGUAAUGAUUCUCUUUCAGCUUGCUCUUGCAGGAAGGAUAUUUAGUAAUUCCCAAAUGUUUGUUCCCUUUCAUAUGAUGAGUGUCAUUUUUAAAUAGCCUUCUUUAUUUGUUAUAUUAUCUGUGAAGUUAGAAAGCAGACACUGCCACUUGCCAGGAUGAGAAAUCUCAAGAAAUAUGGGUACAAUCUAGGAAAUUUAAGAAAAUUAAAUUUCCAAUUAAAAUCAAUGUAGGCUGGUCUAUUACAACAAAUGGAGCACUGCCUCGCCAACCUUGGCCCACCCUCAGGCAGCCUAUACCUAUUUGCUGUCUUACUUAUAACAACCAGUCCAUUGGUUGGCCCUGGCUGCCAGCUUCCUCCUCCAUAGUCUCAGUGUUGUCCUUGUAGAACUAGCAAGGAGGACCUGCUGUUGGCUCUGGCUCCACCUACUGUUGUCCUCCCUGGCUUCCACCAUAUGAGUCUCAGUGGACAGCAGCCACCACUAAUUAAAAUACCGUAUUUUUUGCUCUAUAAGACUCACUUUUUCCCUCCUAAAAAGUAAGGGGAAAUGUGUGUGCGUCUUAUGGAGCGAAUGCAGGCUGUGCAGCUAUCACAGAAGCCAGAAUAGCAAGAGGGAUUGCUGCUUCCGCUGCGCGGUGAUCCCUCUUGUUGUUCUGGCUUCUGAGAUUCAGAAUAUUUUUUUUCUUGUUUUCCUCCUCCAAAAACUAGGUGCGUCUUGUGGUCUGGUGCGUCUUGUAGAGCGAAAAAUACGGUAAUUGCAAAGGGUUUGUGCUAUGGGAGCUUGUUCAUGAGUACAGAUUGUGAUGCACAGCCAAACAACUCUGGACUUGCUUUAGCAAGGGGGCAGAUGUGUCACAGGCAUGGCUAUAUAACAGACCACUCUCUUGGAGAAAGGAAUCUUGUUUUGAAAUAUAGGGUGGCUCAGUUUUAGGUUGUAUAUAUGUAUGCAUAUAUUAUUAUUAUUAUUAUUAUUAUUAUUAUUAUUAUUAUUAUUAAGAUUUUAUUUAUAUGCCGCACUCCCCAGCCAAAGCUGGGCUCAGAGAGGCUAACAACAGUAAAAGUAACACAUAAUAUGAAUUAAACUCAUAUUCUCUUCUUUCCUGGUCAGGAGAUAAAUGUGGAAAUGAACAAGAAGAGGCAAAGCUGCAGAACGUGAGCAAGCAGAUUGUCCACACAGUCAUUCAGCAGGCUGUCCAGCAGCUCUCCCAGGAGAGCCAGCAAAAGGAGAAGGCGAGGCAUGGCAGUGGGAGCCUGCAGCUGGAGAGAGGGCAACUAACCAAGAAGCAUGAGAAGAAGUAA